AGGAGACUUGCUCUAGCUGUGGUCUGAGUCUCGCUUUGAGACUUCCCCGACAACAAUCCUGGAUUUACGCGCGGGAGAAUUCGAAUAUGACUUAAAUGGGUGCAUGAAGGCAUCAAGGCGUACCAUCACUUCGGGCUCAUCGGGGCGUUUCAAAGGUCCUGGUUGUUGUUUGGCUGUGUUGCUAGCCAUCAAGACUAGGAGUGCUGGAAUACCCAAUAUAUCGCGACCCUCAGAAGCCAAUCGAAGCAAGAUUGACUUAGGAUCCGAUCGAGCCAAUGGAUCCACCGAUGCUUGUCAGUGCGGCUUAGAGACCAAGUGCAUGUGCCUUGUCGCGCAAUGCAGUGGGAACGCAUCCCCUGGUCUGUUGAGCGAUUCACCCCAAACACUCUUUCUUACACGAUCGACAAAUUCGCCACAUGUGAAAUCAUAGCAUCGAACGUGGCCGAGAGGGGGCAGUUCAGAAGUUGACAGCUGCUAAACCCCGCCGAUCCGAAUCCCUGUGGCCGCAAAACAAUGCCCACGAGAAAAUUCAACACUCCCCCAAGCGCAAGCGCCUCUCUUUCGUUCCUACCACUUCAACAAGCCUGAUCGAAUUGCCCUU
Aspergillus aculeatinus CBS 121060 is the source of this 601-nucleotide messenger RNA. RefSeq lists its product as uncharacterized. The coding region runs from base 104 to 430 and encodes 108 amino acids. NCBI's taxonomy places the organism in Eukaryota, Fungi, Ascomycota, Eurotiomycetes, Eurotiales, Aspergillaceae. The transcript has a single exon. The record is from RefSeq and is a predicted model, not a curated record.